Penicillium riverlandense is the source of this 2430-nucleotide messenger RNA. RefSeq names its product Het-C domain-containing protein. Lineage: Eukaryota; Fungi; Ascomycota; Eurotiomycetes; Eurotiales; Aspergillaceae. The record is from RefSeq and is a predicted model, not a curated record. The transcript is spliced from 2 exons. The coding region runs from base 1 to 2430 and encodes 809 amino acids.
AUGCCGCAGACUUGGUGCUUCUCCCUCUUAAUCUUGCUCUUCAUCUCCGGCCACGCCCAUGGCUUCGGCGCUGGAAACAUCGCCUCCCUCUCUCGAAUCGAAGGACAGAACUGGCGCCAUGGAGAUAUCGAGGAUACCUUGUUAACGCUUUUCCUGGCCCGAGUGGCGGGCGGCCGGAAGUUCAAUAAGCUGGAUGUGAAGCGCGUGUACUUUGGCAACUGGCUGCGGGACUACAGCCAGGCCGUUGACGUAGGCACCGUCAAAUAUGUCAGCGCCGAAGCUAUCCGGAUCUUGAUCUGGGUGCUGGGUUUCAUGAGCUUUGGCUUCGGGACUCGAGAAUUCGAGGUGACGACGGAGCGCCUAGGGUGUUACCAGCCGACUGAGCACAUUGAUAACCCUCUCGGAUAUGCAGAAGGUGAAGAUGCGCGCUGCUAUGACCGUCGGCUCCGAGGCCCUGUCGACGAAGAGAGAGAGCUUGCAGUAGAUCCGCGUACAGGUAUGCACUCACCCUGCCAAAAGAGGGCUAAACUAAGGAAGAGAAAUCAUGCAGGCUUGAAAAAUUACAUCGCAUCGGAAGACCUUGGGAUUCCUACAUCAGCGGCGUUGGUCCGUCGUGUCCUGGGUCGUUCAAUCCAGCUGGGUCGCAAGUAUGCUCGGUCACGGAAGGAUGAAGAUCUACAUGAAGCCCUUCGACUGAUGGGCACCGGUCUACACUGCCUGGAAGACUACGCGGCGCAUUCGAACUACACCGAGCUGAGCCUGAUUGAGAUCGGCGAAACCAAAGUGUUUGCCCACGUUGGUCAGAAUACGAGGCUUCAAGUUCGUGGUGCGCGCGACUAUGUCUGUCCCAUUGUGACAGGUACCUUUGGCGGAGUCGACUUCUUCCACUCCGUGCUAGGGGAGCUGUCGGAUAAAACCAUGCAGUCCGAAAUCCAAUCACUGGAAGAGGUCAUCUCAAAAUCACAAAACGAAGGCCCAUCAAAGAGCUUCCUGCAGGACUUGCUGAGCAACAUCCCGAGUGGGCUGAUCGGGGACAGUCCCAGCCAGGCAAACCAGAUGGAUGACUUCAAGACCAAGGCCGACAUUGCGCGGAAAACCAACCAGCAUGUCAGUCCACGUGAACCUGAACAGUGGACUCGCUACCUGGACAACGUUCAGCAGCAGGUCUACCCAGUUUUGGAAUGGCACGAUGAACUGCUGAAGGCAAUCCACGAGGCCAUUGAACAGAUACCAGUCCUACCCGAACUAAUUGAGCAGAUUCAGGACCAAAUUACGGUCUUCGUCUUCUCCAUCCUGGCACCAUACGUUCUCCCGAUCAUCAACCAGGUCAAAGCCGAGCUUGAGACCGGUUCUUCGGAGGUAAUCCAAAGCAGCAGAGAGCAGCAACAUAUGGUCUUCAAUGACGACUCUGCGUCAGACCCGACACAUUCCAUGCUUUCCAAGGACCACUUCUCGAAUGUCCUCAACGAGCCCGCGGGCCGCAUUGCGUCAAACGUGGUCAAGUGGACUGUUCCUCAAUUGAUGCAAUGCUGGGACAAUGAGGAUGUCGAUGUCGAUCGAACCCUGAACAGGAUUAUUUCUGGGGUCUUUCACCAUCCUGCCCUGCGUGAAUAUGGGGAUGAUGGAGCAGCCGACAUCCGCCAAAUCAUGUUUUCGACCGUCGAGAAGUGGUGGCGAGAAAAGAACGAGGAGGAGCGGGACAUCUUGCGUGGACAGCUGAGCCGGGAUGGUGUUCUCAAGGGCAAAAACCACAAAGCAGGGGUACAUGACUCCGGACAUGGAUGUGGAAAGCCGUUGGCACUUCCCAAGGGUCAAGGGAAGCGUGGUGGAAAUCACCAGUCUGGUGAUGCCGGUAUUGAGAAGCUUGCCUUCGAGGCUGUCGGCGGAGGUGCACUGGGAGGCAUAGUUGGUGGGCUCGUUGGGGGGAUGGGCGAUAUGAUCCUCGACGAGCCUGGUCACCAGUCUGGACGAGGAACUCCCGAGUCCCCCAAAGGCGAAAAUCACGCUACCCGACAUGGCAAGGGACAUAAACAGCACAAAGAGCACAAAGAGCACAAAGAGCACAAAGAGCACAAAGAGCACAAAGAGCACAAAGAGCACAAAGAGCAUGCCCUACCUCACCCUCGACAUGACAAUUCCGAUCGAUACGAGACGGAAGUACCUCAAUACCAGCGCGAAGCGGCGCACUAUGGACGACGCUCUCCAAUACGGCGCGACGAGUAUCCCCCGGUGGAGCACUAUAGAGGGGAGGAGUACCCCCAACACCAGCAAGAGGACAGCGGAGAGGGUGGUUACUAUAAACAUGAACGACGGGAGAUCUACCACGGUGGCCGCCAGGAAUACGAGCGCACGGAGCGCUAUGAGCAUGAGCAGAGGCAGGCUUACAGCGAUGUGGAUCGGAGCUACAUGCGUGAAGGGGUUGACCGGUGA